AUGAAGCUCUUCAAAAGUACAUUAUUUUCGCGCCUCUUGGCAUUCCUCCUCCUGAUCGGCUUGCUGUCCCAAGUCCUCGCAGCCCCAACUCCCCUUGAGUUGGAUGAAGUCGAAGAAAUCGGCGGCAGUCUCGAGUCACGCUCUCCUAGCGGCAGAGGCAAAGGAAGAGGUGGCAAUAGAGGAGGCGGCAGAGGAGGAAGCCGGGGAGGCAGCAGAGGAGGCGGUAGGGGCGGCGGUAGAGGCGGCAAUAGUGGCAGCAGCAGCAAGCCCAAAUACCCUACAGUCGAGGAGGUCGAGAAAGCACUGGAUGUCAAAAAGAAUGCCGCCAUCUUCUACUCCGGGCCGGAAAAACACGCAAUUUUCCAUAAGACCUACGAGGACCUGACCAACAAAGAAAUUGGGAAACGCUCCUAUCUCAAGAAUUACAAGACUGUGCGUGAAUCGUUCAAUCCCUCCAACUGGGCCAAGAAGUACAUUAGGCAAAAUAAAAUCAAGGACCAGAGAAAGUUCUGGGAAAUCGCUUCUAAGGCCUACGCCAACAAAGCGGAGGGUACGGUCUACGUCAUGCUGCCUGAGGAGCCGGGAACCAAAUGGCAUGAGAAUACUAUUUGGGACAAGACCGAAUGGCCUACCCUAAAGGCCAGUCAUAAAGUUCAAAAUGUGAUCCGCAUCAACCCAGACAACGACCACCAGGAGGCUAUCAAGGGUAAGGUGGUCGCGGAGGAUGACGAAAAGACCGACGACAAAAAGGACGACCAAAAGGACGACAAAAAGGAUGGCAAGAAGCACUAG
Messenger RNA from Aspergillus wentii DTO 134E9, 792 nucleotides. RefSeq lists its product as uncharacterized. NCBI's taxonomy places the organism in Eukaryota, Fungi, Ascomycota, Eurotiomycetes, Eurotiales, Aspergillaceae. The record is from RefSeq and is a predicted model, not a curated record. Bases 1 to 792 code for a protein of 263 amino acids. The transcript has a single exon. Gene Ontology annotation, molecular function: NAD+ nucleosidase activity.